Messenger RNA from Penicillium cinerascens, 1617 nucleotides. Its product is annotated as RNA-binding signal recognition particle subunit SRP54. Gene Ontology annotation, molecular function: ATP hydrolysis activity; GTP binding; GTPase activity. Gene Ontology annotation, cellular component: cytosol; signal recognition particle, endoplasmic reticulum targeting. Lineage: Eukaryota; Fungi; Ascomycota; Eurotiomycetes; Eurotiales; Aspergillaceae. Gene Ontology annotation, biological process: SRP-dependent cotranslational protein targeting to membrane; SRP-dependent cotranslational protein targeting to membrane, translocation. The transcript has 2 exons. The coding region runs from base 1 to 1617 and encodes 538 amino acids. The record is from RefSeq and is a predicted model, not a curated record.
AUGGUCCUCCAGGAUCUGGGACGGCGCAUCAAUGCGGCCGUCAAUGACAUGACGAGGUCUAACAACCUCGAUGAGAAGGCCUUCGAUGAAAUGCUUAAAGAGAUCUGUGCCGCCCUUCUGUCCGCAGACGUGAACGUCAAGCUCGUCCAGACUCUCCGCAAGUCGAUCAAGUCCAGCGUCAACUUCGCCAACAUCCCGGCCGCCACGAACAAGAAGCGCCUGAUCCAGAAGACCGUUUUCGAUGAGCUGGUGGCUUUGGUCGACCCUCAUGCGGACUCCUUCCGCCCCAAGAAGGGUCGUUCAAACGUUAUCAUGUUCGUUGGUCUGCAGGGUGCCGGUAAGACCACCACCUGUACCAAGCUCGCUCGUCACUAUCAGAUGCGCGGUUUCAAGACCGCCCUUGUCUGCGCCGAUACCUUCCGUGCUGGUGCCUUCGACCAGCUGAAGCAGAACGCGACCAAAGCCAAGAUCCCCUACUACGGUAGUUUGACGCAGACGGACCCUGCCGUUGUCGCGGCCGAGGGUGUGGCCAAGUUCAAGAAGGAGCGCUUUGAUAUUAUCAUCGUCGAUACCAGUGGUCGUCACCGUCAGGAGGAGGAACUGUUCACUGAGAUGACCCAGAUUCAAACCGCCGUGACUCCCGACCAAACCAUCCUGGUUCUUGACAGCACCAUCGGUCAGGCGGCGGAGGCCCAGUCAGCGGCUUUCAAGGCCACCGCUGACUUCGGAGCCAUCAUCAUCACCAAGACAGAUGGCCACGCCGCUGGUGGUGGUGCCAUUUCUGCCGUCGCCGCUACAAACACCCCUAUCAUCUACUUGGGAACAGGUGAGCACAUGAUGGAUCUCGAGCGAUUCGAGCCCCGCGCAUUUGUCCAGAAACUGCUGGGCAUGGGCGACGUGGCCGGACUGGUCGAGCACGUGCAGGCCGUCACCAAGGACUCCGCCGCCGCCAAGGAGACUUAUAAGCACAUUGCCGAAGGUAUCUACACCAUUCGCGACUUCCGGGAGAACAUCACGUCCAUCAUGAAGAUGGGCCCGCUGUCCAAGCUCUCCGGCAUGAUUCCGGGUCUGUCCAACCUGACUCAGGGCCUGGACGAUGAGGACGGCUCGCUGAAGCUCCGCCGCAUGGUCUACAUCUUCGACAGCAUGACAGCCGCCGAGUUGGACUGUGACGGCAAGCUCUUCACCGACCAACCCAGCCGCAUGGUCCGCGUCGCCCACGGCAGUGGUACCACCGUCCGCGAAGUCGAGGACCUGCUCUCUCAGCACCGCAUGAUGGCCGGCAUGGCCAAGCGUGUCGGUGGCCAGAAGAAGCAGAUGCAGAAAGCGCAGAACAUGCUCAAGGGCGGAAACAAGGAGCAGCAGAUGGCCGCCAUGCAGAAGCGUAUGCAGGCCAUGGGUGGUGCCGGCGGAAUGGGCGGUAUGCCUGGUAUGGGCGAUAUCCAGAAGAUGAUGCAGAUGAUGGGUGGUGGCCAGGGUGGAGGAGGCAUGCCUGGUCUGCCCGCUGGUAUGGAUUUGCAGAGUAUGAUGAGCCAGAUGGGCGGUUUGAUGGGUGGAAUGGGCGGAAUGGGCGGCAUGGGUGGUGGUGGUGGUGGGGGACGUGGACGAGGACGAUAG